Molecule: messenger RNA, 2566 nt
Organism: Symphalangus syndactylus (siamang)
Lineage: Eukaryota; Metazoa; Chordata; Mammalia; Primates; Hylobatidae
Gene: OASL
Product: 2'-5'-oligoadenylate synthetase like
Biological process (GO): negative regulation of viral genome replication; regulation of ribonuclease activity; defense response to virus
Cellular component (GO): nucleoplasm; membrane; cytosol
Molecular function (GO): protein binding; double-stranded RNA binding; nucleotidyltransferase activity
Source: RefSeq, a predicted model, not a curated record
GGCCCCAGACGUUCCAGCCUCAGCCCAGAGUCCUCCUGUGCCCCUACUGCAGCAAGGGGGUCUCCAAGAAGGGGGACCCGGAGUCAGCCCAUCACACCUGGUUUCCUCUCUGCUAGUGUCCUUCAUCCCACAGAGCACUGGAGGGCGGCUGAGGAGGAGCUACCUUAAAAAAGGAGGUGUGUGCCAGGGAGCUGGGUAGGAGCCUGGCUAUAUAUCCGCCCAGCAGCGGUACUCUCGGGACAGAGAUGGCACUGAUGCAGGAACUGUAUAGCACACCAGCCUCCAGGCUGGACUCCUUCGUGGCUCAGUGGCUGCAGCCCCACCGGGAGUGGAAGGAAGAGGUGCUAGACGCUGUGCGGACCGUGGAGGAGUUUCUGAGGCAGGAGCAUUUCCAGGGGAAGCAUGGGCUGGACCAGGAUGUGCGGGUGCUGAAGGUAAUCAAGGUGGGCUCCUUCGGGAAUGGCACGAUUCUCAGGAGCACCAGAGAGGUGGAGCUGGUGGCGUUUCUGAGCUGUUUCCACAGCUUCCAGGAGGCAGCCAAGCAUCACCAAGAUGUUCUGAGGCUGAUAUGGAAAACCAUGUGGCAAAGCCAGGACCUGCUGGACCUCGGGCUCGAGGACCUGAGGGUGGAGCAGAGAGUCCCCGAUGCUCUCGUCCUCACUAUCCAGACCAGGGGGACUGCGGAGCCCAUCACGGUCACCAUUGUGCCUGCCUACAGAGCCCUGGGGCCUUCUCUUCCCAACUCCCAGCCACCCCCUGAGGUCUAUGUGAGCCUGAUCGAGGCCUGCGGUGGUCCUGGAAAUUUCUCCCCAUCCUUCAGCGAGCUGCAGAGAAAUUUCGUGAAACAUCGGCCAACCAAGCUGAAGAGCCUCCUGCGCCUGGUGAAACACUGGUACCAGCAGUAUGUGAAAGCCAGGUCCCCCAGGGCCAAUCUGCCCCCUCUCUAUGCUCUUGAACUUCUAACCAUCUAUGCCUGGGAAAUCGGUACUGAAGAAGAUGAGAAUUUCAUGCUGGAUGAAGGCUUCACCACUGUGAUGGAGCUGCUCCUGGAGUAUGAAGUCAUCUGUAUCUACUGGACCAAGUACUACACACUCCAGAAUGCAAUCAUUGAGGAUUGUGUCAGAAAACAGCUCAAAAAAGAGAGGCCCAUCAUCCUGGAUCCAGCCGACCCCACCCACAAUGUGGCAGAAGGGUACAGAUGGGACAUCGUCGCUCAGAGGGCCUGCCAGUGCCUGAAACAGGACUGUUGCUAUGACAACAGGAAGAACCCCAUCUCCAGCUGGAACGUGAAGCUCUGGAGGCUGGGAAGUCCAAGUCAAGACGCUGGCAGAUUUGGUGUCUGGUGAGGGCCUCUUCUUGAUUCAUAGAUGGCAGCUUCUCACUGAGUCUUCCCAUGGUAGAAGGGGCAAAGGUGUCUCUGGGGUCGCUUUUUUUUUUUGAGAUGGAGUCUCACUCUGUCACCCAGGCUAGAGUGCAGUGGCAUGAUCUCAGCUCACUGCAACCUCCACCUCCCAGGUUCAAGCGAUUCUCCUGCCUCAGCCUCCCAAGUAGCUGGGACUACAGGCACCUACCACUGUGCCCGGCUAAUUUUUUUUUAUUUUUAGUACAAACGGGGUUUCACCAUCUUGGCCAGGCUAGUCUCAAACUCCUGACCUUGUGAUCCACCCGUCUCAGCCUCCCACAGUGCUGGGAUUACAGGUGUGAGCCAUCGUGCCCGGCCUCUGGGGUCUCUUUUAUGAGGGCAUUGAUCCAGUUCAUGAGGGCUCAAGACCCAUUAUGUGACUGAAAGAUUCUCCGUGGGGCCUGAAAGCUUAAGAGAAUGAAUGACCCCUCCCUCCUUGGGCCCAGUCCCAAGGCGCAAGGCCACUUGCGCCAGCAGCAUGCGUCAGCAAGAUAGCAGAAGCAGGAAGAGAGCUGGCCGGAAGACACGUACCCACUGAAGACUGAGAGAGAGGUCGUCCGGGUACAGCGUAGACGUUACAUCAGACUGAGACACUUCCUGUUUACAGGAGACUAUAAAACCCCUGUCCCGUCCUCAUUUGGUGCUGAUGCCAUUUUAAGCCUCAGCCCACCUGCACACAGGUGCUCAUUAAAAGAGCGUGUUGCUCCACACUGCCUCGUGUUGUCUGUUGGCCACGCUCUCGGGGUUCGAACCAAUACAAGACCCUUUCACUAAUUACUUCCCAAAGGUCCCACCUCCUAAUACCAUCACCUUGGGAGUGAGGACUUUCUGGAAAUUAUCAGUAUCAAAAUGGAGUCACUUAUGUCAAACCCUAACAAAUGCCUGUCACAAAAAUUAUCUCAAGAAGCUCCUCAAAUCCACAGUAUUAUAGAUAAGCCACUUGCACAAGAAUAUUUGCCUAACAGUGAGUGUCUCCACAAUAAGCUAACGCCAACUCCUGCAACAGGCUCCUGUAAUCAACGGUACUUGUUUCAAAGAAGCUUAUGUGGACUUGGUCUUUUCUCCUUGCCACAACCUCUUUUAAUGUGCCUAUAGUCCACUAUAGCGUGCAUAUCUCAAGUUGCAAUUCCUUGCAAUUCUUGAAUAAACGCUUUAUUUUGGAGA